CUCCCAUAAAUGAUAAAUCUUGCUCAUGCCUUAAUUAUAGUUCUCUCUCUUGGCUUUUUAAGAAUACACAAAAAUUAGUCUCUGCAAAAUUUCAUGAUUGGAAGGUCCUGCUUAUAUAUAUGGUUGUGUAUAUGUAUUUUGUUUCUUCAGUUUGAGUUUAUCUGAUUGUUUUGCUUUAAUCGAUUGCGCGAAACAGGGGAGGAUUUUCUCGGAAUUGUAGGGAGUUACAUUUCAUUUUCCGGGAAAGUAUACUCAAGCAUAUAUGUGUGUGUGUGUGUGUGAUCGUACGCGGUUUUAGCGUGGCGGGUUUUGAUUCACUCUGCAUCGUGGGGACUUUUUGAAGAGGGUUUAAUUUUCCGUUGUCACAAAUUUUCUUUUUGGGUUUCUGACUGUUUCCGAUAAAAUUUAGAGACGGGACCAAGUUUUCACCGGAAAAGGGUAUUUCUUUUCUAUCUGUGAUUAUAGAGAGAGAAAUUGAAGUCUUUUUUCGGUAAAUUAGCUGUCUAAACGUCAACAAAAUAGAAUUCCUCUAGACCCAUUUCUCUCUCUCUCUCCGAAGGGAAAAAAAAAAAAAAAAAAUCCCGAUAGUUUCUCUCUUCCUCUCCAUCUCUCUCUAUCUCUCUCUGUUUUCCCCUUUUUCUGUGGGCUUUCUCUGUUGCAAGGGUUAGGAGAGAGAACCAGUGAAAUCUCUCUCUAUCUCUCCCUCUCUCUGAAAUCAUGAUUCUCGACAAAGGGUCAAUGCAAUCAAACCUCGACUGCUUCCUCGAUUGCACAACCCCAGGGGUCCCAUCCCAUUUCCUACCCAAGAGUGAGAUCAGGAACCUUAACAAGUUGUGGCACCCUUGGGAGAAAGAAAAAGUUGAGUAUUUUACAUUGUCUGAUCUUUGGAAUGGUUAUGAUGAAUGGAGUGCUUAUGGUGCCGGAGUUCCGAUUCUUUCCGACGACGGCGAAACCCUAAUCCAGUACUAUGUGCCUUACCUCUCUGCAAUCCAAAUCUUUACCAGUAAUUCGUCGUUGAAUGGUCUAAGGGAAGAGACAGACUCAAUUUGUGAGACAAGGGAUUCCUUUAGCGAUUCGUUUAGUGAUGAGAGCGAGAGCGAGAAGCUAUCGCGAUGGGAUGGAUGCUCCUCCGAGGAGGGAGGGUUCGAGCAAGAGAGCCUCUAUCAUAUGAAUGAUAGAUUGGGUUACCUUUAUUUUCAGUACUUCGAGAGAUCAACUCCUUAUGGAAGAGUUCCUCUCAUGGAUAAGAUCAGUGGAUUAGCUCGAAGAUACCCCGGAUUAAUGUCUCUAAGAAGCGUAGAUCUUUCACCAGCUAGCUGGAUGGCAGUUGCCUGGUACCCCAUUUAUCAUAUUCCCAUGGGAAGAACCAUAAAGGACUUGUCCACAUGCUUCCUUACAUACCACACCCUUUCAUCUUCUUUUCAAGAUAUGGACCUUGAAGAUGAGAUGGGGAGUGCCGAAAGGAAGCGAAAGGAAGGGGAAAGCAUUUCACUCCCUCCAUUUGGUCUGGCCACUUAUAAGAUGCAAGGGAAUGUGUGGGUCUCGAGCAAGAGUGGUAGGGACCAAGAGAGGCUGGUGUCGCUACUGAGCGUGGCAGAUUCGUGGCUCAAGCAGCUGAGGGUUCAACACCAUGACUUUGAUUACUUCACCGGGAUUCGGCGUGGCUGAAAACCACACAACUUUCAGGAUUUGCUCAAACCGCACCUAAUGGAUUGACUGGUCGAAUGCUUUUUUCAGCCCUCUUAUGAGUGAGGAUUGUAGGUGAUAUUUCUCUUUGUCAGGCUCUGCUGAUGGGAUUUUCUAGUGCCUAGCCCAUUUUGUUGGAUUUUGUCUUUCAUCACAGAGCAGAUUUCUGAACUUUACCGGGAAAAUAUAUAUAUAUAUAUAUAUAUAUAGAUUUCAGAGUGGAGGGAGUGGACUCUGUUGUGUUAGCCCAUGAGGCUCGUAAAUCGUAAAUGAAUUGCAUGUGUUGCAUUUUCAA
Cornus florida is the source of this 1981-nucleotide messenger RNA. RefSeq lists its product as uncharacterized. Bases 718 to 1668 code for a protein of 316 amino acids. NCBI's taxonomy places the organism in Eukaryota, Viridiplantae, Streptophyta, Magnoliopsida, Cornales, Cornaceae. The record is from RefSeq and is a predicted model, not a curated record. The transcript has 7 exons.